AAGCUAUUGAAAAUAAAAUGAAAAAGGUUGCUGCAGCUGAAGAGACACCCACUUCAAAAAGGAGGAGGGGAAAUUUUUCAGGUGGUGCUUAUUCAAAUAGAGUUGUUAAUGACAAUGGACAAAUUGAAGUAACCCCACCAGAGGAGAGCAAGAAGAAAGAAAAGGCAAAAUCUGCUCCAACAUAUACAAAAACAGAAGUGAAAACAGAGGGCAAGCCGUGGUACUCGAAGAAAUUAAAUGCAACUAAAACUGAACCUUAUGAGCCUUAUCAGUUUGUUGGACUCUAUAUCUGCAAGGAACGUAAUGGAGUUAGAUGCUUGGGAACGAUUGAAGACUAUAGUCCUGAAAAGAAUAAUAUGCUCAAAGUUAAGUACAAAGUUGAUGGUAUGAUAGAAUAUUUGACACAAAUUGAGGCUUUGUAUGCUAUGGCAAAAAGUGAGGACUUUUUGACAGUUCAACGAACACCAAAUACAAGAAAUGGUUCAAAGAAGCAAAUUGGUAAGAAAAAGGCUGACGUAGAAGAAGGAUCAACUCGAGCAAAGAAAAAAUGAACUACAUCUGCAUCUUGUGGUCAAAAAAUAUGAAGGAAAUUGCACAUCAAUGGAGAAUAAUUAGCUUGACAAAAGCUCUUGAACCUCAAACUAUUUCAUGAUGUUUUCAAACUAUUGUGUGUCAUCUUUAACCUAAGUUUAUGUUACUUUACUUUAUUUUGGUACUUUUCCCGCUUACAAGUUUGUUAAACUUGUCCAUGUUUUUUAAUUCCUUAAAAGUGGAUAUUAAAUUUGGAUUGCUUUAAAUA
Molecule: messenger RNA, 799 nt
Organism: Medicago truncatula (barrel medic)
Lineage: Eukaryota; Viridiplantae; Streptophyta; Magnoliopsida; Fabales; Fabaceae
Exons: 6
Coding region: 18-551 (177 amino acids)
Source: RefSeq, a predicted model, not a curated record